This is a messenger RNA of Schistosoma bovis, 3653 nucleotides long. The record is from the annotation of a GenBank genome assembly. Lineage: Eukaryota; Metazoa; Platyhelminthes; Trematoda; Strigeidida; Schistosomatidae.
UGUCGUUUUUGAUCGGAAGUUGGACGCGUCAUUAUGGCUGACGACAUUUUAGACUUUGAAAGUAAGAAAAAGAAGAAGUCAAAGCCUCUUGUGCAUGAUUUUAAAGAUGAACCCGGUAAUCUGGGGAACCAAGAUAUUCUGGACUUUGGUUCAAAAAAAAAGAAAAAGGACAAACUCUUAAGCUUGGACGACGUGGAUAACAAAGAGGACUCACGUCAGGAACCGGAAUUUCAUAAGAAGGACCCAACAGAAAACGGCGUUAAGCAACUUACUGAAAAACUAACAGAUGAGCUCACUUUCUCAGACAAAAAGAAAAAAAAGAAAUUCAGACCGAUUGAAGUAGAUGAAAAUGGGGUUUGCGAGCCAAACAGUAUGUCUGAACUUAUCGUCAGGGAUUCAUCGGGCUAUGAUUAUGAAACGCUGUUAACACGAGUUUUCGCUCAGCUUGGUGAUUUGAAUCCUGAACUUGUAUCAGAUCAGAAAAGAAAGCUCGUAAUGGUUCCUCCUCAAAUGGCUCGUGUUGGGACCAAAAAGACUCUUUUUGUAAAUUUUUCAACUAUUUGUCGUUCUUUAAUGAGAGAUCAGUCUCAUCUCACAACAUACAUACUAACUGAAUUGGGUACUCAGGGUUCAGUGGAUGCUAACGGUGCUUUACUUAUUCGUGGACGUUAUACAAGUAAACAUAUGGAACCUGUGCUGAGAAACUACUGUAAUUAUCCCAGGUUCUGCAUCGUUAAGUUAUACAAAUCGUUGAUUUACGUAAUAUCCUGGUAAUUUGAUUCUACUGUUCUCGAUAUUUUAAUUAUGUCAAGAGAUAAACUGGUUAUUGUCAUAAACAACAUCUGAAAAUUCCAAAACGAUGGAUUUUUUGUUCGAGAAUUGAACGCUAGCAACGACAUGAUAGUGUACAAAAUGUUGGUUUCGUUUUUCACCUUGAUCCUGGUGUUGAAUCAGACUGAGAAGCCAUCCCUUUUAGUUCAGAAUAUUUUACAUCCGUAUAUUAAACAUUUUUUGUGGGAUUAGAAGUCGGAAGGUAAGGUUGUUCUUCUCAUCGUUUUCUACUAAACUCGAUAUGAGAACCUAAAACAAAGAAAUUCUUGAUGUAUAAACUACGUAAAGUGGAGUAAUGCUACAGGCAGUAGUAAAGGACAUAAACGAAAAAUGACUACGUAAACACAAUUCAAACCAUUCUUAUAAUUGUUUAUAUAACAACAAGAAAGUCGUAUUCACUUUACGUUCCUGAUAACCUCUCAAUACACUAAGUUAUGUUAGACACCAUUCCCCAAAUAUCAGUCCAUAUGCAAAGUUACGUAUCAUAUUUCUUGUGGCAUCUUCUUCUAGUUCUUGUCUCACUAAACGCCAGGGCUGAGACUGCACUGAUCGAUCGGAUUUGCAUCAACAUUCAGUCAUGUGUUGUUAGAUUAGAAGGCUCCAUCAAAAUGAGUAUUCGGUGUAAGAAACGAUGUCUUUUCUUCAUCGACAAGCUGCAUCCCGGAUGCGACCAAGGAUGAGUUUGACCACCAGUUAAUAGUUCUUCUACAAAACGUGCGUUCGACAAGUAUUGUAGUACUAGCCGUAUAUUUGAAUACACAGGUCGAGGGUCUUGGUACACAGAAAAUUCGUUUGGGUGGCCGAUGAAGACCUGUUAGUCGCAGGCCAGGUAACGGUGACCGUCUACUGCAACUUGGUGCAGACUACAACCUGUUUCAAGGCUAGCUAUUAAUCUACUGUUAGAAUUUCUCUUAUUACAACCCAGCUAUUACUAUUGCUUAGUAUUCUUUGACGCUAAUCCACUCGAUAAGUCUCCAAAUCAGCACACAGUUGAACAGGAACGAAAUUAUACUCUAAGUAACGAUGGCAGAUGGAAGUAAGAAGCACAAUAAGAGAUACGUUUGUAUAUUUAUGGUUUUUACAUGACAAUAUUCUAGAGUCUUCUCCAAGUAUCGACUGGUGUUGAUUAAAUAAGAAAUAGCCAAUCAGCGCGCACCAACACAAUCGUGUACGAAAAGUGCGGCUUCGCAAAACGUCCCGCGCAUAAGUGUUGGGUUUCUACAGACUCCUUACAACUCGUUGAAGCACGUCGAUCUACUCCGGCCAACCGCGAGUUCGACGAUAAAUGAGGAUUGUUACAUAAUAAAAUUGUGCAAAGUCUGCGCAAUGAUCCAGAAGCCUGGUAGUCGGAGUGAGCUGAGUUGGGAACAUAAGCAUCUUCUGAUAAACGCCGGAAGCUCUUCCAGCUCAUCCGAGUCACUGGCAAUAAGAAGUUUGGUGCAAAUGAAACCAUCUGUGUCCGGGAAUUAAAGUGUUUCAACAUAGCGAAACGAGUCGAUUCUUAUCCUUAUCUUCAAAAGAGUUCGCGUCACCUAUGCAACAACUAUCGAUGGAUAAGUCUACUUCCGAUUGCUUCCAAAUUAUUGGCUCACUUCAUACUUCGCAGAUUGUUCAAAACACGGGAAAGACUGAUUCGCUAGGGGCGAGUUGGUUUUCAUUUUGGUUGAGUAUGUAUUGAUCACAUAUAUUUCCACCUUCCGCCAAACUUUAGGACGCCGUCAUGCCUAUUGCAGCGCAACGCGUCGUGACAUCAGGCCCACCGUCAGUCAGUUAAACAGGACACGUUUCUAGAAUUGUCUGUUAAAGGAGAAUCUGCCUGGCAAGUUUAUUAACAUCUUGAGGGCCCCAUAUACAAACACCUCAGGCAGUGAGGGCAUACCACCACCUCUAUCAAUUGUUCCAUCCAAGCAGUGAGUUUGGGCAGGGUUGCCCAGUCAAAACAUUCCUCUCCAACUUAGCCAUCGAUAAAGUUUUAGAGACAGCUCUGAUACACGUAGGUAACGGUGGUUUUGGUUUGUAACCUGGAGAAAGACUUUUCAACCCUUAGCAUGCGGAUGAUAUUGUCUUACUGCGCGAUGAUACUCAAGUCAUACAAUCCACACUCAAUUAGUUGGCAACCAAUAUCCGUACGUCUGGCGUGUGCUCUGCACCUUCUAGGCGCAAAGUACUUUUACAAGACUAUCAGGACGCUAAACCUGCAUUCUCUCUGGGUCGUGAGCAAGACGAAGGAAGUCUAGAAGUGCGUGUAUCUGGGUAGCUACGUAAGUGCUGGCAUGUUUUGAGAUAGGUAAAACAAAUAAACCUAAAUAUGCUAUUGAUUAACGCAGUCACAGUGCAAGUUACCAACUUAACAAUAUGAAUAUUUAUUGGUGCUUUGAAAAUGUUCACAAAGUAGCCAGUUAUUAGUUUCGGUUAACUGAUUCAUAUUUUUCGUUACAGUCAACUUCACGUUUUCGUUUUAAGGAGAUAUGUUUUAUUAUAGCAUUCGGUCAUCAAACCUUCCCUAAUUACAUUUUUUAUUAUUCAUAACAUAUUCUUGCUUCUAUUUACUUUUUUGUUCAGGAACUUACGUUUUGUGUGGUACCUGCCAGUCUUCUGAAACAGACCUAUGCAAAGACUCAAGACUUCUUUUCCUCCACUGUCGGCGAUGUGGAUCUCGUUUCACCGUAAAAACAGUGACUUCCGGAUUCCAAGCACUGACAGGGAAACGUGCUGCUUUGCGGGCAAAAACACAAUGACGAUACGUUAACUGUUCCGGAUUUUUUACCUAAAGCACAAACUAUCGAAAUAAAACGCUAUUUUAUUUCCAGUAGUAUUCUUUC